Molecule: messenger RNA, 482 nt
Organism: Oppiella nova
Lineage: Eukaryota; Metazoa; Arthropoda; Arachnida; Sarcoptiformes; Oppiidae
Source: the annotation of a GenBank genome assembly
AUGGAUUUGAUAAUUUUAAACGAACCGAAAAUGAAGACACGUUUGAAAUCCCCGAAUGUCUUAAGAAUAGAUCCGGAAAACUGAUUUAUCUAUCGUUGGGAUCCAUUGGAUCCGGAAAUGCAGAGCUUAUGAAGAGAUUGGUUGCGAUUUUGUCCAAAUCUAAGCACCGGUUCAUUGUCUCCAAAGGUGUCAAUCACGAGAAGUACUCGUUGGCGGACAAUAUGUGGGGCGAGAGAUCUGUCCCUCAGUGUAAAAGUGUUGUCAGUCGUAGACCUAAUGAUAACACACGGCGGCAACAAUUCUGUGACGGAAACCAUGAAUUUCGGGAAACCUAUGAUAGUCUUACCACUCUUUGGGGAUCAAUACGAUAACGCACAGAGAGUUAUGGAAAAGGGGUUUGGGAUUAGACUCAAUCCUUACGAGUGCUCUGAAAAUGAAUUAUUGGAUUCAAUCGACAGACUAUUAAACGAUCAAAUAUUGGC